AUGCGGCGAUUCCCGGCGUCGUUCUGCGAGUCCACUCCAGCGGCUGGUGACCGCUGCGACUUCCAAUCGGAUCGUCGUGUCUUCGCAAGCCAGGCCAUGGUAAAUGUUCACGAGCGGAUUGCUUCGACGGUUGGUGUUCGGGAGGACCAGGUGGAGGAAGCCUGGCUCUUCAACUGGGACAAGUCCCGUCGAGGGCAAGAUCUUCACAUGGAUACGUACCAUCAUUUCCAGUUCCCGGUGCGCGUCGCAACGGUGCUAGUCAGGUUGCGGGACGACCCUGUGGGCGUGGCUUUCCCUUUGGCAAAAUGGCCUGCAGCGCAUGCGCUUGCCGAGGAUGAGACUCUCAUAGAGAAGCUGUCGCAUGAGGGAAACGAGCUGCCGUGGCGUGGCAGCGGGACGGGACGAAAUUUCAAGUCCUUGGGCUUUUUGGACGAAGCUUUGGCGGAGGUGUGUCGCAAGGCUCCCUUGCGGCUCCGCCAGAAAACUCAAGGGGCAGAGGGGGACGCCCUUCUCUACUACCACCUGCUGGGUGACAGCAAGGUCAACAUGCGCUCAAUUCAUGCGUCCUGCACCACCGAGAGUGCCGAUACUCCGAAGAUCUUCAUGGCCAAGUUCGUGCGUGGUGGCUCCUUGCUAGGCCCGUAUGGCUCGCUGCGAACACCUCCGGUGCCGUCAGAGUUGCGAUGGACUGGCGGCAAGAGCGCAGUGGUUUGGACACAGCUGCCGUGUGGAUCGACGGGGCAGACCAUGGCCUGCCGGGCCCCUGGCCCUUCCGAGUCAUCGGGGCACCGGCAAGACACGACCACGGCCACCCUUUGCAAAGGCUGGAUCCCAGUGCUUGCCGGCAGCGUCUCGGCAGAGUAUGGCCGUCGCGAAGAUCGGAAUGUGUGUUCUGGAAGUCUGGAAGGCACAAGCAGCCCUGGUUUGUUCGACCGGCCAGCAUCGCUGGCGGUCCACCAGCUCUGUCCUGCGGAGUCACAGCCUCAGCGAGAGCAGAUUUUGCGCUGGGUUUUCGCGAGUGGCCACGUGCCUGGGUCUCGCGAGGAGCCAGCGGAGACAGAGCCCAACGCUCAGCAGCUCACUGGCGCUCACUGGUAUGUCCAGCGAAGGCCAGGAGAAGACUUCGAGGUUCACGUCGUCAUAGCUAACACUGGCAGCAGACCCUGGCCACCCGGAACCGUGCUGUCGUUGCGCGACGGGCACACCAUGGGAGGCCCUGCUGGUCUCCGACUGCAGGAGGUGCCUGUGGGCAGUACCUUGCGAAUAGCUCUCCCACUGCGUGCUCCUGAAGAGCCGGGCGCAAAGGCAUAUAGCAUCUGGAGCCUCGCCGACGGGGAGCGGGUGCCCUUCGGGGCGUUGCUCUGGAUAGAUGCUGCAGUGGUUGGAAACGAAGAGGACAUCUCGGUGGUGCCUGAUGACAGUAAGAGACUUGACCUUGAAAGCUCUCCCACAGCGGGCAUAACUGGUGCAGGCCCGGCUGUUGGGCCGCUGGGAGCGAAGCUCCACGAGGAUGCAGCUCGCGAGGAGGCAGAGGAAGCGUGCCACGAGCAGUUCUGGACAGAUCCGAUAUUCCAAGAGCUUUCCAGUCAGACUGCGUCAUUGCCUUCGGUGGUGGCGCCGGACAGGGGUAACCCCAGGCUAUGCUGGUCGUUGGGGCAUCGUUUCUGGUUUGGCGAGCUCUCCUUCCACCAUGUGGCGCCGCCAAAGACAUUUGUCUUCGGCUUUUGCCUUCCGCGAAGUUGCUCGAGCGAUCGCAGAAGCGAGGUUGACGCCAAGAUUGCAAAGCCCUUCCUGCGGAGACUCUUCGCCUCUUCCAGUGGGCCUGGCUUGCAUUGCUUCCGUCGUGGGGCCCAGAUCACGAGAGACGGCAAAAUCAUGAUGGCAGAUGCGGUCGCUGUGGUCAGGCCGAUGCUGGCAGGGCCGCGCUUCUUCUUCGCGGGGGGUGGGACAGUUGGAAGCUGCAGACUCUUGGCCAAAGGCUUGGGAGGAAGUGGCUACGGCUCGCACCAGCAGGCCUCAGCUCGCGAGCACUACUUUGUGGCGGACUUCGAAGGCGUGGUAGCGGAGUCCCUGACCUGUGGUGAUCUGCUGGGUAUCCAGCCACGGCUGGAUGACCGCCUUUGCAGUUGGACAGCCGAGGAGGCCAGGCCCUCUGUGACCUGUGGCAGCGCGGGCUCGACGCUGUUCGCACCUCAGCUGGUCGAUGUGCAAGUUCGUUCGGCGUUCCCUCCAUUGGACUUCGCUGGCUCCUUCGUGGAGCAGGACAUGGUGAGGUCUGCAGCGCUGGUCCUGCUGCUGUCAGGCGUGGGCAUUCGAGAUCUGCCAGUGCACAGCUGUGUCUGGCUAGGGCUCCUUGCUUGGUUCUUCGUGGUGACGAGGAGCAAAGCAGAGGCACAAUUCCUGCCCCCCAGCCGCAUCAAGAUCUCACGGCUGAGGCCCGGCGACAGCGUCCCGGGCUCGGAAGCGAGGCACACAUUGAUUCAGGUUGGAGUGUCUGUGGCCGGGAUUGCAGUUGCAGUCGGCUUCCUUCGGCCGAACCACGCCGAGUUUUCCUGGGAUCUCUUCCUGCCCGUGCCCACAGUUGUCUUGCUGGGCUCCUUCUGCUUGUCGGGGCUGCUCUACCUCUACGUCCGCAGUUUGGAGGUAUUGGUUGUUAGCACGGCGCGCUUCGGCUGGGCGGCGUGCACCGCUGCAGCCAGGCGAAGACCGGAAAAUUGA
Messenger RNA from Symbiodinium sp. CCMP2592, 2718 nucleotides. The record is from the annotation of a GenBank genome assembly. Lineage: Eukaryota; Dinophyceae; Suessiales; Symbiodiniaceae.